Uloborus diversus is the source of this 742-nucleotide messenger RNA. RefSeq lists its product as uncharacterized. NCBI's taxonomy places the organism in Eukaryota, Metazoa, Arthropoda, Arachnida, Araneae, Uloboridae. The record is from RefSeq and is a predicted model, not a curated record. The transcript is spliced from 3 exons. Bases 43 to 447 code for a protein of 134 amino acids.
CUUUUUUCGGAUCAUUGGCAGUAGGAAGCUGUGCAAGAAAACAUGGCAGACACGUUUAUGGGUCGAAUAUUGUGGCUUUCAUUUCUUGUAGCUGUGCUUGUUGUCAGCUAUUACACUUGGAGCUGUGAAGCUAAAAAGGACUGCAUGAUUGACAGCGAGAAAGGAUGGUACGAUAUGGACAAUGUUUACACAUGUGAAACCGAUCAAAGAUGUUGCAAAGAAUAUGGAAAUCCUUCAUGCUGUGCCGAGAAAAAUAAAUGGCUUAUAGUAAAAGAUCAACUAAUCCUUUGGGGUGGACUGUUUGGAUUCCUAUCUUUUCUUGGCAUAGUGGUGUACUGUCGACGAAAAGACUUUUACGUUCUUGAAGGAUCGAACCCGUGCGCUCGCUGCCUCGGGAUGAAACCAAAAGAGCCCGAAGAAGAUGAAGAAAAACCAAUCAAGAUGUAGAUUUUUGUAUUUAGUCCCCUUGUCUAAAACCAUGCACUACUUUAUGUCUUAUAGUUAUUUGACAGUUAUAGUAAUAUCAAUGCUUCCACAAAGAGUAAAUUUUCUGUUUGCAGUAGUAAAAGCAAGUGUUUUUAGCAAGAAAUUACUCAACAUACGUUUUCUAAAGAAUAUAUUGCGGUUGGGAGUUUACUGGCAAUAAUAAAUACAGUUUGCUAGCGAAAAAGCUUUUACAAAAAGAGUAUCAAAAAACUAAACUAACUAUACUUAGCGUCUCAUUAGCCUAUGGGGGGCUAAG